AUGGCUACGCUAAUAGAUAUUUCCAAGAAAUGUCACGGAACAUGCACGUGCUAUAUAAACCAGGAAAAAGAUAUAACAGCUAAAAGAGAAGACAAUGUUACUCAACUGGAUAAGUAUGGACACUGUACCCACAACGCUGGGAGUAAACAGCUUGCAUUAUACUGGAAAACCAUAAAACUUGAGACCACAAGUGGCAUCUCAUUCACCAAGUUACAAGCUGUAACGACAUAUUACCACAAACAAUAUGAGCUAGGAAGUAGUAUAGGAAAACCUCUUCUCAUAAGGGUAAAAGAAGGCAAUGAUGAACAUUGGUAUGAAAAUGCUGGACAUCAUGCUCAUAAAAAGUGGAGAAGAAUUAAUGAAGGUCAAUCAUAUAAGUUUCUUCCCUCUGGUUCAAAAUAUCUAAAAGACAAACUUCAAGCACUAGCAUGUAGUCUCUAUGGAUACCAUCAAGUAGAUAUAUACUAUGGUUCAGCUUAUAUCUACCGGUGCCCAAUUUGUAAAAAAAGGGUGAAUGGUAAUAUUUCAGAGGAAAAGGCUCCAAAUGGCAUAACUGGAUAUACCAGAUACAAACACAGUAAUAUAAAUGAAAAUUCUGUACUCGUAUAUAAUGGGAAUAAACUUGUCUACAGAAAUCAACCGAAGGGUGGAAAGGCCCACUAUCUUCAAAUCCCAGUUGAUCCAUAUAACUAUAGUUACAUAGGAGUCUACUAUUGGGAUGGUGAUAAUGAUCGUAAGAAUCCCCUCAUAAUCGAAAUAGGGGUUAAGAAUGGUACAGGUUCAUUCUGGUUUGAAAAUAUUGGACAACCUGGUACAAAACAUGAAAAAUGGAGACCAUUACAUAAAGGAGACACCCUCCAAAAUCUACAAAAUAUACUCGACGUUCUUAAUUGUCUGUUUAACAGAGUUGUUCAGAUAAAGUUUGGAGUAACAGGAUGUCAUAAUCCCAAGUAUGUUACUCUACACAAGACUAGAAUUAAGAGUUUUUAUAAUGGAGUCAUAUAUAAUCUUCCCGGGUUUGCGGUCCAUGAGUAUACAUCAACUGAUGAUUUCAAAGAUAAACCAUUUAACAUAUCUAAGUUUAUUUUAGAAGGUAGAGAUCAUACUUUCCCGAAGGAUGAUCUUCCAUUCAGGGAUGUUAUAAAACUUUCAGCAUAUGAAUCAAGUUGUGAUAAUGGAAAACCAUUUCUUAUCUGUCUGGAAUUUCAUGGUAACAACGAAAGUAACUGGUACUUUAGAGAAAGGAGCGGGGAUAGCUGGAAAGAGUACGGAACAUUCAGGAAUCAAAAACCAGGGGAUGUAGGAAACAAGAUAGAUUCAGAAUUGAAACAAAUUAGAGCCGAGUUAAAGAUAAAUGCUUGCUCCUCACGUGUACUUUCAGAUGGUAUAAAUCUCGGUAUUAAAAUAACACCCCAAAGCGGCCAUGCUACCAUGUAUAGCAGUAGACAAACUUCUAUAAUUGUCGUUAAGGAUCUCGAUAAUCCGGUGGAGGGUUUCUUUAGGAAUACCCACAGGCCUGGUAAAACAGAACUUUUUACUGUAAAUAAGAAGUUAAUAGAUGGAGAUAGCAUAGGAUCAAGUCCGAAAGGUAUUAUAGAUGUAAAGGAUUUCUUUGUAUAUUUCUGGCAUGGAGCUCCUAAUACGCCAAUCCUACUUGGAGUUAACCAGAAAGAUCAAACAGAAACAAAAUACUAUGGUAAAAGUAGUAAUCAUGUAGGUCUAACUUGGAUGACUGAGCAAGUUAGGGACCUGGAGGAACAACAGGCACUCGAUCACCAAAACUGUCAACUUAACGACGCCAUUCCUAUAGAACUAACUAAACCAGAAGACUUCCAGCCAUUCCACCUUGGUAAACUAAAGUCUAAAUGUCUAUCCACUAAAUAUCUAUCUAAAAUUCCAUCCGGAUCUCUCCCUCAUGGAGCCAAAAAGGAUUAUAAAAUAGAGGGAUAUCAAGUAAAUGGUAAGACAAGGAUCUCCCGAGUUACCUAUGGUGAUAAACCAACAAACAUACUUCCUCCAUAUACUGAAUAUGGACCUACAUUUAACAUCUACCAUUGGACUAGAAAUUCUGGAGUACCUCUUCUAGUUGAGUUUAAGUCAUCUACCGGAGAUUCUACUUGGUACGAGAAUCUUGGAGGUACUCCACCUUAUACUAACUGGAAAAGGGUUGAUGAAAAGGAGGUAAAGGGGUUCUAUAAAGACAAAAAUCCUAAAAAUGACCUUACCGACAAAUUUACAGAUAAGCUCAAUGAAGUAAACUGCAGAGUGAACAAAGUAUUAAAACUUGACAUAUCAAGGACAGGUUGGAGAUACUGCAACAGCAAGUGUAAGGAUAAGAGAAUAAGAGUUAGACGAACUGAGGAAAGGAUCCGAGACUAUACUAGUUAUGAACACGUACCUAUUAUUCCAAACGAGAAAACUUUUACAAUAUCAUCUAUAGUUAGUUGGAAUAUUGAACAGAAGACUGACAUUAAUUUUCCUCUGGAAAAAGUUGAAAAGGUCACAGUGUACUUUGCAGAUUGUAACCCUUACGCUCCUAUUCUUGUCAAGAUUGAAGAUGGAACUAAUAGGUGGUUAAAAAGAAAAAGGGAGAAUGAUGGAUGGGAAGAUGCUAGUGGAAAUAAUAAUUUCGCAGAUCAGAGUUAUAUUAGAGGGAUUCUAGAGGAACUGAAAGGAAAUCUAUAUAUAUGUGCUAAAUCUGUAACACCACCAUUUCCCAAUGGAGACCAGAAUUAUGGGCAAGUACAACUAUCAAGUGCUAAUCACUGGGAUAAUGAUGACCAAAAUAACAAUUUUGGUAGCAUCGAUGACGCUGACGUAGAAGAGUCGGAAGACGAAGGAGGAUAUUAUGAAAGAGAAGACGGAGAUGUAUCACUCUUGGUUCCCACUAUAAAAGCUCUAAAAUCCACAAGUGGAAUUAUAAUUGAUAUAAAACGUAACAUUUCGGAAAAACAAAAUGGAUAUGGCACAUAUAUACCAAGGGAUGGACUACCUAUAAGCCUGGAAAAAUCUGAGGAUCCUAAAGGUUCUGGCUUCUUUAAGUUCAAACAUACUUCAGCUACUGGGACAUCUGGAGAGCCUUUCAAGGUUGAAAAGGUUAUAUACGGGGAUAGUGGUCCAACAGUUGAUGUAGGUGUAAAUGGUAACAAUAAUAACAUAAAACAUCUAUCGGUCUGGUAUUGGGAUGUAGACGGUAACAUGAAUAAUCCUUUGUUUAUAGAAGUGCGGAAAGACGACGGGAAAUAUGAUUAUUAUUUUAACAAGGGACAAUAUACAUGGAGCCCAGGUCAAAGAUAUAGAAAUGAACCCAUCACAAGUGAAGCCCUCGAGAAGGAACUGGAUGACCUUAACUGCAGACUCAACCAAGCAGUUACCAUGGAUCUAUCGGAGUCUAGGAAGAAUGGACAGUAUUGUUGUAAUAAAAGGAUUUCAAUUUCUCACAAUUUUGGUAAGACUGACAAGUCUGAUUCCAUGGAGUAUUAUGUUCAUUCUAUUACUCAAGGGAGUCAACUCGCAAAAAUAAAGUAUUACGCUUCCAGUGAUACAAUUAGGAAAAGAAUAAAUGCAGAUGAAAUAGAGUUUCCCAUCACUGGUUCUGUUAGUGUCUCUGCAUUCUACUGUGGAGGAAACCCAGUGCUUAUCUAUGUAAAAGGUAAUGGACACAAUGGAACGAAUAAGUGGUAUAAAAGGAAAAAUAAUAAUGAUCACGAAAGUAAGUGGGAACUAGUUCAGUCUGAUCUAAAAAAUAUACAGCCAGGAGAUGUUAGUAAUCCGGAAUGUGAAAAAAAGAACAAACUUGUGACGGUACUUAAAACUAUUGGCUGUAAUAUUGAAAAUUGUGUUCGGCAAAUUUCAUCUGGGAGUAGCCAAACAUCCGUACAGAUACAAGCCGUAGGUCAGUCCCAGCCUCUAAUGUCAAACCCACCACAAUUGACCAUUGAGCUUAAACAAAAGCCAGAGAAUGAUGGUCCCAUAUAUUAUCCAGAUAGUAUUAGGAGGAUUAAGGUCACAAGAUCUUCCUAUCCCCCUGACAAAGGAUCUACUGCGAAUUUCUACGAGUACAAACAUGAGGACAACAGUGGAAAAGAAUUUCCAGUAAAGGAGAUCAAGGAUGAUGCUUACCAAAAAAUACCAGGGAUUUUAGAAGAGGGACAGGAUGUCACCUCAGUUUCAGCUUAUUACUGGAGGCAUGAGAGUGUUAGUCCUGGCAAGAAGCCUAAGACAGCCCUGCUAGUGAAAGUACUAAAAAAGGCUCCAAAUGGAAAUAAGUAUUAUUCUAAAAAUAAAGGUCGCUGGAAUGAGUAUCAACUUAGAGUCUCAUCUGAUGAUAAUCCUAGUCAAGCUGAGUUAGAGGUUCUAAAUUGUGAGAUUAACGAUGUCGUUCAGAUAGAUGUCACAAAGACUGGUGGAGAGUAUUGCCAUAGUGGAGACAAGCAUCUUGGUAAUAGAGUCAAGGUUAAAGUAAGUGAUGGCGGAAAGCUUGGAAACUACACUGCUUAUGCUCACAGUCCAUCUAAUGGAGGAAGAUUCAAUAUAUCUGAGUUCAAGAACGGAGGUACUUCUAUAACACUAAGUGGUAUGCGCCAGCCUAUAAUGGGUGCUAAUAAAGUCACUGUUUAUUUUUGCAAGAGUGAAGUCAAUGGUGGCACUACGGCAGAUAAUCCCCUCCUCAUUUAUGUGCCAGAUUCUCCUACUGGAAAAAGCUGGUUUAAAAAGCCAGAGAGCAACGUAGCUAGUAUUGUUCCUAUUUGGAAAGAGGUUAAUGACUUCAAUGAAAGGAAAGAAAGUGAUUAUGAAGCCAUUGUCAAAGUUCUUGAUACCCUUGCUAGUAACUGUAAGCCUCCUUCUGUGACAAUUGACAUUUAUAACAGAUCUGAAAUUGGACAGUAUACUAUUUAUGGAGGUAACUCUUCUAACGUAUACAUAACUCCAAAUUAUAGUAUAGCUGGGUUUACUGACUCUACCUACAAGGUAUAUGGUAGGAAGUACUUUACGCUCCAGAAUGUAAAUUAUGAAGGUAUACAUACUUCUGGGAUAGUGAAUGGAACAUCCACUGAGUUUGUCACUUCUGUGUCCGUAUUAUAUUGGACCACUUUGGAAAGUAGACCAAAGGGUCCCACUGAUCAGAGAGGUAGACCUCUUCUUGUAAAAAUUACCAGGCAUAACACUGAUGGAGUACAAUCUGCAGACCUUUAUUAUGAGAAUAUUGGAAAGGAUGGAGACUUUUAUUGGCAAACAUCUACUAUUGAUACAGAAGACAAACUGAGAGAAAAGCUCCAUCUCCUAAACUGUCUCCUUAACGGUGUAGUUACAUUAGACCUAUCAUACGAUGUAUCUAAAAGAAAAGGUAAAUGGUACUGUUGCACUUACCAUAAUGGAUCUAGUACAAAGAAAAUAUACGCAAAGGAGGUAAAUGUUUCUUGCCAAACACAUCAGAACCAAACCUCUCUUGCAACAUAUAGACACUUCAUGGGUGUUGAAUCAAAACUAGCUGGCAUAAAGUACAAUGAAGAUGAACAAGGUCAAGUGAAGAAUAUAACUUUUAAGGGGCUAUCAUUUCCAAUUUUUGAUGUGCAAACCGUAUGUGCAUUCUACUGUAACAAUAACCCGGUGCUUAUAUAUAUCGAAGGUGGAACUUCUGGAGGCUCAGAUGCUACUGGAUGGUACAAGCAACGUCCUUCCAGUGAUAUUUGGGAAGAAGCCCCGGACAACCUAAACGGCAUAAAACCCAGCAAUUUCAGUAACCUUACAUGUAAAAACGGCUUUAAUGCACUUGUGGAUGAACUAAAAGGGUUUGAUGGAUGUAAAUACUUGAAAAAAUGUUUUGAUCCAGAGUCUCAAGAUACUCCACCUUCUGCUCCUCCUGCAGUUGAACCUAAUCCUCCUCCUGCUGCUUCUCAAGAAUCUGAUUCUACUGCUGAAUCUCCUAAACCUCCUGCUGCUUUUGCUGGUGGAGUUGCUGCUACCGGUUCUGUACUAUGGACAGCGUUUGGAUCUACCUCUGGUACUCUUGCCGGAAGUGCUGCAACAUUUUUUGGAGGAUGGAAACUUUAUAAUCGCUAUAGAGGAGAUCCUUGGGUUCGACAGAUUUAA
This is a messenger RNA of Theileria equi strain WA, 6093 nucleotides long. RefSeq lists its product as hypothetical. The record is from RefSeq and is a predicted model, not a curated record. The transcript has a single exon. The coding region runs from base 1 to 6093 and encodes 2030 amino acids. Lineage: Eukaryota; Apicomplexa; Aconoidasida; Piroplasmida; Theileriidae.